Enterospora canceri is the source of this 1251-nucleotide messenger RNA. The record is from the annotation of a GenBank genome assembly. NCBI's taxonomy places the organism in Eukaryota, Fungi, Microsporidia, Enterocytozoonidae.
AUGAAGAAGAUUCGAAAAGAAAACAUACAAAAAGGAAGAAAAGACCAGGAUAAUAAGAGAAAGAGGAAAAACAUUAUAAUAGCAGUAAGUAUAGCCAUGUUUAUUACACUGACAGUUUUUGUGAUAUUGAAAAAAGUUGGGCCAAAGGAGUUAAGAAUGAGUAAGAGAUCAGAAGUGAAAGAAAAAUCAUUAGCCGUACCUAGUAAAAAGCCAACAGAUAUGACGAAACCAACAGACAAAACAAAAUCAACAGACAAAACAAAAUCAACAGACAAAACGAAAUCAACAGAUAGAACGAAACCAACACAACCAUCCAGAGGUUAUAUUCCAACAAAGUUUUCUGACAAAGAAGUUGCUGUGAUUGACUCUAGCAAAAUAGGUGAGCUUCUUGGUGCAGGCGGCACAAAAAAGGUUUAUCAGUAUGGCAAGCAUCAUGCAAUAUCUUUUUUGUCUGAACAAGAAGUUAGAUCAGAAGUUCGAGUAAUAAAGAAACUAAAGGAAAUGGGACUUGAGACACAGAAUUCACAAAUGGGUAAAUUGGAAAAGGAUGAAAAAGUACACUGGGCAUUGAUAAUGGAGAGUUGGGCCGCAAUGGAAAAAAGAGGAUUACAAAUUCGAGAUCGAAAGAAUCCAGGAUCAAGAUAUGGAACAUCAAUGAUAUUUGGUGGUCUAGAAAACCUGAAUGUAGAAAACAUGCAGAAAACUUUGUAUUUAAUACUAGAUGAUGUGUACAAAUUGAUAAUAAACGGAAUGUGUUUUGGGGUUGAUGCAUUUAGCCUUGUGAUAAAGGACACAGAACAAACUGAUGUGUCUGAUAGGAAGGAAUUCAAGGUCUAUACAGAAAGGAAACAGGAAAUCAAACUAUUUUUCAGUGAUUUUACAGACAUGGAUGAUUUUGAUGAGUGGAGACUUAAUAUUUUGAAGAAGAUGAUAAAGGUUGGGAAAUCCGCCGAGUCUCCAGAUGGAUUCAAACUUUGUGAAAAAACCAUAAAUGACUACAUAACGCGCAUAUAUAGAUGGUGCUGCGAUGAUUGUAUUGCUCAUGCAAUGUCAGAUGAAGAAUUAGAUUUGAUUGAACCAGACAAAAGAAAAGUUUAUAAACAUACGGCAUUUGAAAAGAUCAAAAAUGAAGUAAUGACAAUAGCACAACCUGAACUACAUACCAGAAUUUGUAACUAUUUCAGGUUACAGAAUGCAGAAAAUAGAGAGUUCAGAGAGUACUUACUUGGUGGUUCAAAAGCUGUUGAUUAA